GAAAUGAUUCAGUUAGAGGACAUUCCGAAUCUCUCCAGCCUAGUAUCUAGUUUUGAUCAACAGCAGCUUGCUAAUUUCUGCAGGAUCCUUGCAGUUACAAUCUCAGAGCUUGACACAGGCAGUGAUGACAAACAUACACUAUUGGCAAAAAAUGCUCAGCAGAAAAAGAACUUGGGUCCUUCUCGAGCAGAAAUGAAUCAAGCUACGCUUCUUGAUAUACCAGGCUUCAUUGAGCGAUUAUGUAAACUAGCAACAAGAAAAGUAUCAGAAACAACAGGAAAUUCUAGCUUUCUUCAGGAGCUGGAGGAGUGGUACACUUGGCUAGACAAUGCACUUGUUCUUGAUGCGCUAAUGCGUGUGGCGGAUGAGGAGACGGAGCAAAGCAGCACAGAAUCUUCAGAUGAGAGUGGAUUUGCAAACACCUCAACAAGGAAUCAGCUUCCCCAGUCCAUGAAGAUUAUGCAUGAGAUCAUGUACAAGUUGGAAGUGUUGUAUGUUCUCUGUGUGCUUUUAAUGGGCAGGCAAAGGAAUCAG
Molecule: messenger RNA, 534 nt
Organism: Gekko japonicus
Lineage: Eukaryota; Metazoa; Chordata; Lepidosauria; Squamata; Gekkonidae
Product: short transient receptor potential channel 4-associated protein-like
Exons: 3
Biological process (GO): ubiquitin-dependent protein catabolic process
Cellular component (GO): Cul4A-RING E3 ubiquitin ligase complex
Molecular function (GO): phosphatase binding
Source: RefSeq, a predicted model, not a curated record